UGACGUCUCCUCUGUGCAAGUGGAUGGAAAAAUGCAGCUGCAGGAAAAAUGACUCCGAACACCGCACCGCUAAAAGGUGAUUAAGUCUUAACUCCUCAACCAUUUGGGCAACUCAGACUUAGAAGUGGUCCUUCUCAUGGCUCCAUCCACUUGACGCAAUGGCCCAAACACACAGUGGUAAUGGGUUCAAGCUGGAUGUCCCCAAGCCAAAGGGGGCUGUGGGCAAGGAGGAAGCCCUCCGCAUGGAAGAGGAGGCUUUAGCGAAAUUACAAAGGGAGAAGAGACACACUCUUCCAGUUUCAACAUCUUCAUCUUCCUCAAAACCAGUGGUGUCUAAGUCUGCCACUAUUGCUCCCAAACCACCUCCUUCCAAUAACAAACCCGACAAGGACCUUAUUGACUUCCCGGAGACUAAGAAACAGACAGAGCAGAACAAGUUCAGGGAUAUUGAUGUGAAUAAGCUGACCAAUGAGGAGCUUGAAAAGCUUCUACUUGAUGAAAACUUUGGUGUUAACAGCAAAGAGUCCAAGCCCUCGGCACUGCUGGGGUUUAACCUCAGUGCCUCUUACCCUGGAGGCCAUGCCUGUAGCUCGUCUCCUUUUCAGAGCAGCCAGUGGUCUUCUGUUCUGUCCUCUGCAUCUACGUCUAAAGUGUCCACUCCAUCCCAUCAGCCUAGCCCAUUGUUCCCCUCAGCUCCAUUUCCCAAACCAGGCACAUUUCAAAAUGGUUUCACUCCACCUAUAUCACCCUUUAUGACCCUGCCUGCACAGCAGCCAGCCUUCAUGACUUUACCUCCCAUCCAGCCUGCGGCUGCCUUGGUCUUCCCACAACCAACUGUAGACCCAGAGAUGGCCAAAUUGUUUGACAAGAUUGCCAGCACUUCAGAGUACUUGAAGAAUGGCCGAUCAGUCAGCACGGAUGUUGAUUCUUCUCAAGCGAGCCCUGCCUCUCUGGCACCCAACCCUCCACCCCAACAGCCAGCAGUGGUGGAAUCAUCUCACAUCAGCCGCUUUGACUGGCUGGAUCUGGACCCACUUACAAAGCACAAAGUGGAGAACGAGGACCCAUGUUUGACGUUACAAGGAGCUGCAGAGACGGUAUCAGAGGGUUCUGCCGGGGAUCCUUGGGAUGCAGUGCUUGAAACUAAAGGGAACAAUGGUAGUAAAGAAAGCAGCCCCCCUCUGGAGGGGAAAGUUUCACAUACAGUUCGCUCACAACAGAGGAGAGCAUCAACUGGAGCACCUGUCACUAGGAGUCACUCACUCAACAUCCCGGGGUCUUCCGCCCAGCACAUCCCAAAUAAUCAGGAGAAGGAAGAAGGAAAAGGUUUGGUGAAAAAUGCUGCUCUGGAGGAGCUGGAUGCUCAGAACCUGGAGAUUGUUUCAUUCUGUGAAGACACAGCAAGCCUGCGUUCCAAGUUUCCUCAUGAUGACAUUACGACCAACCCUGGCUUCGUGCUCAGCCCCGUCAUCACCCAGAGGGACGGUGGAGGUGACAGCAGCUGCUCUGUCAAAGUCUCCAUCGAAAUCUCUGAAUCUCAGCAGCCUGUAACUUUCACCUGCGAUGUGAGUUCUCCAGUGGAGCUGCUCAUCAGUCAGACUCUCUGUUGGGUCCAUGAUGAUCUGGACAAGGUGGACUUCUCCACCUAUUUACUCAAAGUCUGUGGUCGGGAGGAGGUGCUACAGAAACAAGGCCUUGCUGACUACUUGAAAGGCUAUCACAAUCAAGUCAACAUCUGCUUACAAAACGAGAGUACUCGGUACAAGACAGUGGACCGGGUGGUCCAGUGUGUGAAGAACAUGUGCCUUGCUUUAGACGAGGUGGAGACUCAGGCCGUUACAGAGGCUGUGAAAAGACUUCGUCACUCCGUCAAUUUACCCAGGACGCACUCCCCCAAGUUGGGGUCCACAUCACCUGGUGGCUCCAGUCCCGUGGAGGAGAGCAUAGCCUUGCUGACAAAGGCCGUCUAUGACCUGGCCAAGCUCUACCUGCGCUCCUUCUGUCCACCAUCAGCAGCUUUCAGCCCCCCUUCUUUGCCCCAGGCUGCAACAGAAGGUGAAGAAGUGGAGGAGAAGAGCUGCAAAGAAGCUUCUGGCACCACAGACCACCUUCAGUUUACUUUGUUCGCCUUGCACGGCAUUCCAGGCAACUGGGUCAGCAGCUAUGAGAAGUACUUCCUGAUGUGUUCGCUCACCCACAAUGGAAAGAACCUGUUUAAGCCCGUUCAUUCAAAGAGAGUGGGAACAUACAAAAACUUCUUCUACCACGUUAAAUGGGACGAAUUGAUUAUUUUCCCCAUCGCUGUAGCUGUGCUCCCGCUGGAGUCGGUCCUGAGCCUGACUCUGUUCGGAGUUCAGAACCAGAACGCCAGCGGCUCACCGGAUUCCAACAAACAGAGGAAAGCUCCCGAGUUUCUGGGCAAAGUCUCCAUGCCCCUUUUUGACUUCAGACGAGUACUCGCAGGAGGCACUCGGCUGUUGUGUCUGUGGACGUCUCCACAAGGAGCUGCUGCUGCUGGUCCUACAAGCAGCCACAGGAGAUUACCUACAGAAAGAAUCAUACUACAGCUGGACUUUCCCAACGCAGCAUUGGAUGUUCUGUACGUUGGACCCGAGGAAGCCCCUAGUCCCGAGCCCCACACACUGGAAGAGCUGGAUCCAGACCUCAGACGGAAGCUGGAGAAAAUCUGCAGCCGAGCCUCCAAUUUUGGCUUGAAGCGGUCUGAUCACCAGCUUCUUUGGGACCAUCGGCUCCACUGUCGGCGGGACCACCCCAGCAGCCUUCCCAAAGUGUUAGCCAGUGCGCCCAGCUGGGACUGGGCCAGCAUGGCUCACAUUCACUCCCUGCUGCACCACUGGCCCACCCUGCCCUUAGUCACUGCACUGGAGCUGCUUGACUCAAAGUUUGCAGAUACUGAAGUAAGAAGCGUGGCUGUAAGUUGGAUUGUAAAGAGCAGCGAUGAUGAGCUGGCUGACUACCUGCCUCAGCUUGUACAGGCCUUAAAGUUUGAGUGUCACCUAAAGAACGCGCUGGUUAUGUUCCUGUUAUCCAGAGCUCAGGCCAACAUCAACAUAACCCACCACCUGUACUGGCUGCUGAAAGAUGCUGUGCAGGAUCCAGCCUGGGGUCGUCGCUAUGAGCAGGUGCUGGGGGCCCUGCUGUGUCUGUGUGGAAGCAAGCUGAGGGCGGAGCUGGACAAACAAACCCAGCUGGUCACGCUGCUGGGAGUCGUAGCCGAGCGGGUCCGACAGGCUGGGGGCUCCGCACGUCAGGUCGCGCUCCAGGAAGGUCUUGAAAACGUUCAGAACUUUUUCCACAGAAACAGCUGCCGGCUGCCUCUUAGCCCCAGCCUGGUGGCUAAAGAGCUAAACAUCAAGGCCUGUUCCUUCUUCAGCUCCAACGCAGUUCCCCUCAAGCUGGCUCUGGUCAACGCCGACCCCCUGGGGGAGGAGAUCAACGUUAUGUUUAAGGUGGGAGAAGAUCUGAGGCAGGACAUGCUGGCUCUUCAGAUGAUUCGCAUCAUGGAUCGCAUCUGGCUGCAGGAGGGGCUGGACCUCCGUAUGGUCAAUUUUAAAUGCAUCUCCACCGACAAAGAUAAAGGCAUGGUGGAGCUGGUGCCGUCCUCUGACACUCUAAGAAAGAUUCAGGUGGAAUACGGUGUCACUGGAUCUUUUAAAGAUAAACCUUUGGCGGAAUGGCUCCGCAAAUACAACCCUGCUGAAGAUGAAUAUGAGAAGGCAUCGGAGAACUUCAUCUACUCCUGCGCCGGCUGCUGCGUUGCAACUUUCGUUCUUGGCAUCUGUGAUCGCCACAACGACAACAUCAUGCUGCGCUUCACUGGUCACAUGUUUCACAUUGAUUUUGGAAAGUUCCUGGGUCACGCUCAGAUGUUUGGCAGCUUUAAAAGAGACAGAGCUCCGUUUGUUUUGACCUCUGACAUGGCGUAUGUCAUCAACGGAGGCGAGCGUCCCACCAGUCGUUUCCAGCUGUUUGUAGAUCUCUGCUGCCAGGCCUACAACCUCAUCCGCAAGAACUCUGGGCUUUUCCUCAACCUGCUGUCUCUGAUGACGUCGUCAGGCCUGCCGGAGCUGAGCGGCUCUCAGGAUCUGAAGUAUGUGUUUGAUGCUCUGCAGCCGCACAACACCGACGCUGAGGCCACGAUCUUCUUCACCAGGCUGAUAGAGUCCAGUCUGGGAAGCAUAGCCACCAAGUUUAAUUUCUUCAUCCAUAAUCUUGCCCAGCUGCGCUUCUCUGGCCUUCCUGCCAACGACGAGCCGAUCCUGUCCUUCUCGCCAAAGACGUACACUAUGAAGCAGGAUGGACGCAUCGUCCACGCCUCCAUCUUCUCUUUCCAGAAGAGAUACAACCCUGAAAAGCACUAUACCUACGUGGUGAGGCUCCUCAGGGAAGGUCAGACUGAGCCUCAGUUUGUUUUCCGCACUUUUGACGAGUUUCAGGAGCUUCACAAUAAACUGACCAUUCUUUUUCCACUCUGGAAGCUGCCGGGUUUUCCUAACAAAAUGGUGCUCGGUCGCACCCACAUUAAAGAAGUGGCAGCCAGGAGGAAGUUGGAGCUCAACAGUUACGUGCACAACCUGAUGAGAUGCUCCGCAGAGGUCACGCAGUGUGACCUGAUCUACACCUUCUUUCAUCCAAUCGCUCGAGAUGAGAAGACGGAGAACUUGGAGACGACACCCAGAGCUCCCGAACCUCCGUUGAGCCCCACUUCGGGUCGGGUGGAAGGAGAAGUGAAGCUCUCCGUCUCGUACAGAAAUAGCACUCUAUUUAUCAUGGUCAUGCACAUCAAAGAUCUGGUUUCUGAAGAGGGAACAGAUCCAAACCCGUACGUAAAAACCUACCUGCUUCCAGAUCCUCACAAGUCCUCCAAACGCAAGACCAAGAUCGCCAGAAAAACCAGGAACCCCACCUUUAACGAGAUGCUGGUGUACAGCGGCUACAGCAAAGAAACGCUCGGCCUGCGGGAGCUGCAACUGAGCGUGCUCAGUGCCGAGUCGCUGCGUGAGAACUACUUCCUGGGCGGCAUCAGGCUCAGACUAAAAGACUUUGAUCUCAGCAAAGAGACGGUCAAGUGGUACAAACUAACGAGCGUUCCCUACUUCUGAGCCCCGACAACAUUCACAUCGUAUGGGAAACGCUGCAGCAGAGACCUUUCUGGAAAAUGUUGCUCACCUCAGCUUUUACAUCUUAAAAACAAUCCUGCAGGACUUAAAGUCUGGAAAUGGAUUAGUGUUUUCUUUCAUGGGGAUUAAUAUGAUCACAAUUAAAAAUAGAAACAGGAAUAUUUUCCUUUUAAAACGAAUCGAACUUACCAUUUCUUUCACUUGUAGCAGUGCGUGUUAAGGUUUGUGCAUGUGGGCUGAAAUGAUGUAUUAUGAACUACGCACGUUGACCUUAUUCGAAUGAAUUUUAUCACGAGAUGGCGUAAAAUUAAUUUGCUGCUUCGGAUGUUCCCAUACGACACGAAUGUGUUCAGCGUUCUUUCGGCUGCGCUCAAAGAGGCAACAAACAAACGUGCAAAGCUUUUUUUUGUUUUGUUUUCACUUUGCUUUCAAACUUGUUUGUGACAAACAAUCUCCUGAGUUUGUCUUGCUUUUCUUAAGUGUAACAAACAUCUGUAAUAUUUUGUACAUUUUGACAUUAGAGGACCAAAUGGCUUACUUUCAGAAGAGUAUAUAUGUAGACUGACAGUUUUUUUUAAGAAAUAGAAACUUUCCCUGUUGUAAAAAAAAAAAAAAAAAAAAUCAGGGUUUUGUGGAGUAGCUCAUCAACGAUUAGAGAAAAAUCAGCUGAAGUUUCCUCAAAGUGCCAAAAUUAGUUUAAAAAAUGGGACCGAGAUUCCACACCGUCUUGUUGGGAGCGAUGCCUUUGUUCUCAGAAUUUCUUCUGUGAUGCUCGACUUUAUCUUAUUACUAAAUUUAUUUUCUUAACAUUGUAAUAUCACAGAAAAAAGUCUCUCAAGCUAUGAAUAUAGUUUUUCCAGCGCUGGUCUGGUGUCAGACUGGAACCAGACAAGUAUUUUUAUAACAAUGGGCCUUUGUCUCGUCAUAUUUCUUGACUGUUUUCACACAGCACACAUUAAAGGGCAAAUUGUAUCAUAAGCUUGGGAAUGCGCUCACUUGUCAGUCUCCUGAAUGACGAUAGCGGUCGCCUAAUAAUGCUGAGCACAUGUCUGUUCAGUACCUGAGAAGCAAAAAUCAGAAACGGAGUCCCUCCUGGAGUUUGGACAUGAAACGGUGCUCGAGCACGAACAACACAAACACUCCCAGUGCUUCAAAGUAAGACAAACUAAUAAUUGGUGUUGAACUCCAGGAGCAGGAAGGUUUUUAUAUUUAAAUGAGGAAAUAAUUUGAAUGUCUUGUUCAAUAACUCUGAUGUAAAACAUCUUCACAAGAAGGGAACAAUAUCCUGUGCAAGUUGAUGCCUACUUCGCUAUAAAUCUAAAGUUGUGUUGAUGUUUAUUAAAGAAAUUAAGGUAUUUCUUCUGAAAAGGUUUUUAUUGAUCUACGACACAUAUGUCACGCUAUAAAUAUUACUGCCUUGAUCUGCUCUUAUAGUAACUGUACAAAGAAAGCAAAGAGUUUGUACUAACUGGGCCAGUAAUUUAUUUUUAAUUGGUGACCUCUAGCCUGA
Nematolebias whitei (Rio pearlfish) is the source of this 6651-nucleotide messenger RNA. It is a transcript of the gene pik3c2a, whose product is annotated as phosphatidylinositol-4-phosphate 3-kinase, catalytic subunit type 2 alpha. The transcript is spliced from 31 exons. Gene Ontology annotation, biological process: phosphatidylinositol 3-kinase/protein kinase B signal transduction; phosphatidylinositol-3-phosphate biosynthetic process; cell migration. Gene Ontology annotation, cellular component: plasma membrane; phosphatidylinositol 3-kinase complex; cytoplasm. Gene Ontology annotation, molecular function: 1-phosphatidylinositol-4-phosphate 3-kinase activity; 1-phosphatidylinositol-3-kinase activity; phosphatidylinositol binding. Bases 159 to 5123 code for a protein of 1654 amino acids. Lineage: Eukaryota; Metazoa; Chordata; Actinopteri; Cyprinodontiformes; Rivulidae. The record is from RefSeq and is a predicted model, not a curated record.